Xiphophorus maculatus (southern platyfish) is the source of this 1208-nucleotide messenger RNA. It is a transcript of the gene grpel1, whose product is annotated as GrpE like 1, mitochondrial. Gene Ontology annotation, cellular component: PAM complex, Tim23 associated import motor. The record is from RefSeq and is a predicted model, not a curated record. NCBI's taxonomy places the organism in Eukaryota, Metazoa, Chordata, Actinopteri, Cyprinodontiformes, Poeciliidae. The transcript has 4 exons. Gene Ontology annotation, biological process: protein folding; protein import into mitochondrial matrix. Gene Ontology annotation, molecular function: protein homodimerization activity; adenyl-nucleotide exchange factor activity; protein-folding chaperone binding. The coding region runs from base 35 to 679 and encodes 214 amino acids.
AGUCGUCAAGCGUGUGUUUCUGUGCAUUUGGAAAAUGGCGAGCUGGUGUGUCCGAGCUGUGAGGCAGAGCUACUCCGUGUUAGCGUCCCCUGCGCUGAAGAGAGCACCUGUGCGGUUGCUGUGCACUGCCACCCAGCAGAAGAAUGGCCCCAGCUCGGAGGAGGAGGCCGAGAAGACAGAGCAGAACCCAGCAGAAAAGGUUCUUACCGAGGAGAAGGUCCAGCUGGAGGAGCAGCUGAAGGAGAUGACAGAAAAGUAUAAGAGAGCUCUAGCAGAUACAGAAAACCUGAGGACCAGGAGUCAACGGAUGGUGGAGGAUGCUAAGUUGUACGGCAUUCAGGGCUUCUGUAAGGACCUCCUGGAGGUGGCCGACAUCCUGGAGAAGGCCAUGGAGAGUGUCCCUAAAGAGGAGGUGACAAGUCAGAACCCUCACCUGAAGAACCUGUACGACGGCCUGGUGAUGACCGAGGUCCAGAUCCAGAAGGUCUUCACCAAGCACGGCCUGCUCAAGCUCAACCCUGAGGGCCAGAAGUUCGACCCUUACGAGCACGAGGCGCUCUUCCACGCCCCCAUAGAGGGCAAGGAGCCCGGGACCGUUGCCGUGGUGACCAAAGUGGGCUAUAAGCUGCACGGUCGAACCCUGAGGCCGGCGUUGGUGGGUGUGGCCAAGGCUUCCUAGGACUGAUUGGCUAAUGGCGUAACGAAGCGGGUUCAGCGUUACCAGUGGAAGACGACGGACUCGGCGGACCACCCAACGCAAUGCGGUCAUUUCCCUCACAAACUGUCCUCACACUCUGAGACUGGACCAGCAACAUAAACUCUGGGGACAGCGUCCAGCAGUUUUAAACUUCUUCUGCCAGUAGACGGGCCUGUACAGUAAAUACGUUGUCAUCAUCAUUGUGGUUUGGGCUCUGUUAGAAACAAAGAGUUACAAGAAGCUUUCACAGUGUGGAGCAGGCCAGCAUCAUUAAACCAGACGUUUUAAAUAACAGCAUGUUGGGUCUGAGUUUAUACAUGAGGGGUAGAACUCAUUCUGCUGCUGGUGUCAUUCCAAACUUCUGUUUUUACUGGUUGGAGUUUGAACUGCAUCCUUGAAAUAAAAGUUAAAGAGAUGUGAUAGAAACAGGUGAUAGAUCCCUGUGCAGUUUCAGUAAAAUCCAAACUUUUGUCAUCUUAACUUAAUAAACCAGCCUCAGGCAGUGAUGUAA